GCGAGAGGGAGGAGUGAGAGCUGUUUACAUUGUGAUCCAGGUCUCAGAUUUAUAGUCAUCCAGCUGCACCACCGGGACAACAGCUGUCCCGUCUUUUUGUCGGCCACUUUUUUGUCUGUUUUUAAAACGUUUCCAUUUUACGCGUCAUGUUUUUGACGCACAGGUGAACUUAUUUCGCCUCUACGCGCCUCAACUCACUCCAAAAGAGGAAAAGUGUUUGAAAGAAAAGCCAUAUUUCAAACUCUCCUCCUCGGUGUUCUCUCUGAAUUUCUCGGAGGUGAACAGGUUGUCACAGCCAUGUCCAGGAAGAAGGCAGUGAAAGGCAAAGGGAGCUCCAAGAGCCCUAAGGCGUCGCCCAGCAGCGGGAGGACGGGGAAAGGUCUGGCCGCCGCCGCGGCUCCGUCCUCCGGACUGGUUUAUCCCAGCAGACCGUCCAUUAGCAACAGCGGAGAGUUUUAUGACAUCGCCUUCAAGGUGAUGCUGGUGGGGGAUUCAGGUGUUGGUAAGACCUGUCUGCUGGUCCGCUUCAAAGAUGGAGCCUUUUUAGCCGGGAGCUUCAUCUCCACUGUGGGCAUCGACUUCAGGAAUAAAGUAAUGACCAUUGAUGCUGUGAAGGUCAAACUGCAGAUUUGGGACACUGCUGGACAGGAGCGUUUCCGGAGUGUCACACAUGCUUACUACCGCGACGCUAACGCUCUCCUCCUUCUCUAUGAUGUCACCAACAAAGCAUCCUUCGACAACAUCCGGGCAUGGCUAACAGAGAUCCAUGAGUACGCCCAGCAGGACGUGGUCGUCAUGCUGCUGGGCAACAAGGUCGACUCCACACAUGACAGGAUGGUGAAGCGAGAGGAGGGAGAGAAACUGGCAAAGGAGUUUGGAGUGCCCUUCAUGGAGACGAGUGCUAAAUCUGGACUGAAUGUGGAGCUGGCCUUCACCGCAGUGGCCAAAGAACUGAAGCACAGGACCAUGAAGGAGCAGGAUGAGCCAAAGUUUCAGCUGCAGGAGUACGUCAACAAAGAAAUGAGGACUGCUGGCUGCUGCCGUUCGUAGACCACAUGCUAUGUGUGUAUGUGCCCGCAUGCCUGUGUAUGUGUGUGUGUGUGUGUGUGUGAGAGAGAGAGAGAGAACAGGUACAUGGAGUAGUAGUUAAUCUGGUGAGUCAGGGAAUUAUCAUGCUCAGUGUAACAUAAAUUAGUGGUGAUAUGACCAACAUGCUCUCUCUCCCAACCCACCUAUCCUCUGCAACUGUGAAUGUAAUAUAACUCCUAUCUACAUACUUGCACGUACACGUGCAUAUAACACACACACAAACACACACACACACACACAUACGGCUAUGUUUGUAAGUUACUUCACAGCCCGUUCAAUCCAUUUUUCCCCAUAAUUGUGAUGUACAUAUUUUAAAUGUAAUUUUAAUUUUGUGCCCUAAAAGCUUUGUAGUUUGUAAAAUGCCUAAAUGUCUUGUUGAAACUGAAGAACAUAGACACAAAUAUGUUGAAUAAUAAAUCAAUCUUGUCAGAGUAAUACAAAUGAAUAGAUCUUAUAAACACAUUUGUACAGAUACACUAUUGCACCUAAUGUAAGCUGCCAAAUGGCACUGUGUGCUGUUAUGUACAGGAUAUCAUAUGAUAACUGGUUUUUAAUACUUGUACUUGUGAUCGUGACUCAUAAUACUGAUGUGUAAAAAAAAUAAUUUGAGCUCUUUGCCUUUUAUACACAGAUUGUUCAGUUUGAGUUUAAAGCUGUUAUGUGUUAUGCAUUUUUACAUUUUAGGAAUACUUCACCCAUGAACGAAGAAUCCAAAAACGGAAAAAAAAGUCUGGAUUGUUUGUGGAAGUCAUAGGGGGCCGCGUUUAACUCUGCAAAACUAUGUCAAAACAUCAUCAACUGCACGAGCUGUGUGAGUGAUUGUAAAUGGACGUUUUGAUAGUUUUGCUGUUGCGAUCUCCCAUGACUUCAAUUCGUCAAGGAUUUUCUCCAUUUUUGAAUUCUUCGUUCACUGUAGAGGCAGUCAAGAAAAAAUGUUUUCUUCCAGAAUUCAAGGUGACACAGGGUGAGUAACUGAUAUACAAAUAAGUGAAGUUUUCCUUUAAGAAAUCUCCUUUGGUAAAAAUUAGGCCAUAUUAAAUAUAAAAAACAAUAUCAUCAACAAAGAGACUGUCUCUACUGUACUAUGCUUCUGUGUUUUACUUUUUCGUUGUGCAAAUUUGGGGGAAAAUCAGUUAUAGUAUUUUAUUGCCACAGACAAAAGGUGAGUUUCAUUCUUCCAUAGAGCUUCUAGCACAUAAUCAUAUUUGAUAAAGAGAAAAAAAACAAGAGAUAGAGACAAAUUGCAUCAUAGUUUUUGUGACACAAAGCAACAGGGCUCUUGUGAAAUCUGGUAUCAGCAAGGACAAAAAAAAUUUAGUAGUGAGGUUGAAAAUUAAUUCUCUACAUUGGAAGUGAAAAGAAAACCCAAACUGAAUUCAGGGUCCACUUACAAGCACAAGCAGCUUCUGGAGAUUUCCAUCACAUUUCACUGUCACUGGAGCCAAUCUUUUAAUGAAGAGUUAAUCAAGACUGUCAGCUUUUACUAAACUUACCGAUGCUGAUUAACUUGAUUAUAUCAACAGAACUUCUCCAUCCUGGGAUGAAGAACUUGAGAUGUGAUUGAAAGCUCUGAGUAAAGCUUGUAAGUGGCAAGUUUGUUUUUUGUUUUUAAGUUAAAUAUUGCCAUUUUGAGACAGAGGUUCUAAAGAGGAUUUAUUAUUGUCCACUUUUUGUAUGUACAAUAAAUUUAAACUAAAUCUUUAUUUUUCGCCACUUUGCCAGGGUUAAUUUCAAUGUAUCAAAAUGUCCAAACAAGAUGAAAUUAACAUGAGCACAGCAGACCUGCCAAGUUCCAGUCUUGUACUUUUCAGUCAUGAUUACAAAAUGUAGAAAACUAAAUCUCCCAGGCACCCCCUCCCCCAAAAGAGGUUGGCCUGAAUCUGUUUUCACUUGUUCCUGUGGUUUUGUAGAGAUGUAGCCAUAGUUGUUGUGUCUUUGCUGACAUACCUUACCUUUUUCUUCAGUGCGACGUUUUAUUAAGAAUGAUUUCAUACUGCUGUCUGCUUAUGUUAAAAAAACACACUGUAAAUUCUACCAUGAAAUCCUACAUAUACAGACUUUAUUUGCUUACAUUAAAUGGUUACAAUGAAUCUUGAUAUACAGAUUUUGCAAAUAGAUUUUCAGUAUAAAUCAGAAG
Molecule: messenger RNA, 3226 nt
Organism: Plectropomus leopardus (leopard coralgrouper)
Lineage: Eukaryota; Metazoa; Chordata; Actinopteri; Perciformes; Serranidae
Gene: rab26
Product: RAB26, member RAS oncogene family
Molecular function (GO): GTPase activity; GTP binding
Source: RefSeq, a predicted model, not a curated record